Messenger RNA from Rhipicephalus sanguineus (brown dog tick), 6865 nucleotides. RefSeq names its product acyl-CoA:lysophosphatidylglycerol acyltransferase 1. NCBI's taxonomy places the organism in Eukaryota, Metazoa, Arthropoda, Arachnida, Ixodida, Ixodidae. Bases 101 to 1273 code for a protein of 390 amino acids. Gene Ontology annotation, molecular function: acyltransferase activity. Gene Ontology annotation, cellular component: endomembrane system. The record is from RefSeq and is a predicted model, not a curated record. The transcript is spliced from 7 exons.
ACGUCGUCGUCGUGUAGUGUCGUCUCCUCGUACCGAGAACAGAUUGCGAGGCAGCCGUGAAACAUCCGUCGCCCGUGCUGUGUUUGGUUGCUGAGUCGAGAUGAUUACUCACGCCGGCAUGAACAGGAUGUACGCCAAACGGGAGAUGGAACUGCGGCGGCUGCUCCACCAGGUGCGCUGCUGGCUGCGGGUCAUGUUUGUGCUCGCCAACAACCUCUACUGCAUCCCCACCUACCUGGCCUGGAUGUGGGUGGCCUUCUAUCCGCUGCGCGUGCUCUUGCCCCCUCUGUACUGGGCCAUCGAGCGCCAGCUCUUUCGCCUCCUCCUCCUCAUGGUCUCCUUCUGGAGUUGGAGUGCCGAGUACUAUGUGGACGAAGUCGGUGAGGACGUGAGCGAGUGCUACAGUGACCGGACGCUGGUCCUAGUCAACCACCAGUCCACGGCUGACGUGCCAUUGCUCAUGGCCUCCUUCCAGGGGAAGCGCUCGGUCACUGAGCACCUCAUGUGGAUCAUGGACCGCCUGUUCAAGUACACAAACUUUGGCGCAGUCUCCAUGACCCACGGUGACUUCUUCAUUACCCAGGGCAAGGACACCCGCAACACCCAGUUGCAGCGGCUCAGGGACCACAUUGCGGAGGUGUACCUCCGCCGCGGGCUCAAGUGGAUUGUCCUCUUCCCCGAGGGUGGCUUCCUGCACAAGCGGCGGGCCACGAGCCAGCGGUAUGCCAGGGCCAAUGGCUACCCCAUCCUGGAGCACGUGACGCUGCCGCGUGUGGGUGCUAUGAAGACCGUCCUCGAGACACUCUCGUCCGAGAAUCUUGAGAAGACUAACAAGGGAGAGGAGCCAAUCAAGUGGGUGGUGGACAUCACCAUUGGCUACCCAGACAUGGGCAAGCCCCUGGACCUGUUUGUCAUUUCGGGUGGUUUCCGCAAGCAGUGCGUCGUCCACAUGCACUAUCGGCGUUUCCCCAUCUCAGAGGUGCCCGUCCACGAUUCGGAGGCCCUCACGAAAUGGCUGUACGACCGGUGGGCGGAGAAGGAAGACCUCUUGGACAUCUUCUACCGAACGGGACGCUUCCCGGGACGUCUCCACCGAGGCAAAGGGGAGGAGGAGGACAUCGGCAAGGACCACCCCGCACCUCUCCGCGAGGCGCCCCUGCGCGUCGACUUCAACAUCGUCUGGAUCGUGCUCGUGCACGCCUUCUUCAUCAUGUCGACGUUGUUCCACGUGGCCCUGUUCCGCUGGCUCGCCUCGCUCGUGCCGUUCUGGUGACAGUUUCUUCUCGCUGCGGAACGGAGAGUGUUGAAGCUACUGUGGUGCGGAUUUCUGCGUGAUGGUUGCACUGCGUGACAAGGGGGGGUGGGGGUUUCAAGGGGCGCUCUCAAAAGUGGCAACGCCAUCCCGCUUGGGUUCUUAAAAGCGUGUGUCCCCACCUCUCGUGAAGGCUCGAUUCCUACGGGGCGGCGGAGCAGUGUUUGAGGCUGGUUGUGAGGGAAGAAUUUCUUCUUCUUGGGGGAAGGGGUGGAGCUCCUUUGCUGUUGAAGGCUCUUGGAAGAAAAGCACGGUUGCAAGUUCAAAUGUACCGUGCAGUGUUCGAUAUUUUCUCGAAAGCCCUGCGAAUCUGCAUGUGUGUGUGUGUUUGCAUGUGUAAGUGUGUGUCAGGCAAUCCCAUGAGGAAGACCUCGGGAAGGACAGUUAAUGUCUGGAAAUGCUUGCGAGAGGGCGCUUUCGGCUGAUUGAAAACUUUAAAGGAUGUGCUGGGAAUACGAUGUGUGAAAACUUGAGCUCACACUUCAGAAGGAAACUGAGAACGGCUGUGGAAAGUUGCAAAAGGGACCUGGAAAACUGGGAGAUAUCCCACUGAUGAUUCUAGUUGGGAGGCAGGAGGAAAGUUGAUUGCAAUGCCCUUUGAACUCGGGACCAGCAAACUUGAAACUGGGUUGUACUCCUAUCGAUAGGACCAGUGGGAGAAUGCGCGUGUCGCCAUACGUAGCUGAACAACCUCAGAAAUUCCUGCAAGAAGCACCUGGAUAUUUACUCAAGGCCGAGUCAUGAAAAUGGGCUUUUAAAACAGUCCGUUAUAACGUCAUAUGUCGUAAUGAAAAAGUUGCGAGGCUGCAUACAUAUUUCGAAGUAAGUUGCAUGACAGAUAAGACAAGCUUAGUUCUGUUUAGGUUUUUUGCAUUGAGGGGCCAUCGUCGCGUUUUUGAAAACCUAAGCCUGUUGGAGAGUCAGAAACUACAUUCAUGUUGCAGGUAUACCAUAAAAACUCGUACACAAUGUGAACAUCAGUGUAGGUAAUGCAAAGAAAGCUAUAUGCUAUCAUAUUUAAAGGCCUAGUAUUGAUCUAUGUUCUUAAUGCAAACCUGGAUAUUUUCAACAUUUGUGGCUGCUUCUAGUUGCACCAAAAAAAAAUAUGACAAGUCACAUUAGGAAUCACUAGCUGAUCUCUUAUCUUUACCGUGCUUGAGUCGCUUGAGCCAACUACGGUAGGGAUCCUGCAAAUGUGCUCUGUUUAGCAGGAAUAUUUGUUUACAGCACCGUCAUACAAAACAAUCCGAAUUAGAGGCAAUUGUGCCAUAUAAGCAGCUGUUUGGUUUAAGCGAAUUCAAUCUACCAAGAUUUUAUUAUAUAUCUCAAAGUUGAAGCCUAACGAGAGGCCUAAAUUUUAGGGCAAGUUAAGGUAAUGUUUAUGUGUAUUUGCAGGUGGUGAUUUAUCGCUGUUUUCACUUGUGGCCUGAGUUAUCGUCGCUCGAUUUGUCAUUGUCAAUUCUGUUCAUGGUAAAUUUCUAUGCACUCGGGCAUCCAUGAAGUAAAAGACUCAGAUAACGAGAAGUUUGCAAGCAAGUUUGUCGGAGGCUUCAGUCUUAAAGAGGAAGACUUUAAGAUAAUGUUUAUGGUAAAAAGAUGAAGGAGGAAAUGGAAAGACGGGGAUGUUAGCCAGUUCUCAGGCCGGUUGGCUACCCUGUGCUAAGCACCUAAAAACCAUUAGUAUCUGGAAAGAUGAGGUUGUUGUAAUUCUGAGUAGCAUGAAUCCAAGGACAAUCCUUACUCUCUUAGUGAGCAUUUAUAAUAUUCUUAGUACUCUGGCACCAGCCUCUUAACGUAAAAUUUGAACACAAAAAUUGCGGUGAAAACCCCUUGGUGUGGAACCGUUUGGUGGAAAGAGCCUGGAGGCAUUCACUUGAGACUCGGGGAAUGGCAUGAAAGCAUCUGCACUUGUGAUGGUGCUUUUGCAGUGCGCUCAAUAUUUAAUAUUUCCUUAGCUGGGCAGCCGCAAAAUCUAGUGGGAACACAAACUUCCUCGUUAAGCAUACUGAUUAUAAUCAAACUCGUUUCAUGGCAAGAGGAAAAAGUUCAGGAAUGGAUAAACGACAGCUCUGCUAUAGAGGGUGACACUGAAAGGCCUCUUCUCCCCACUGCGAGCGCAAUCAGGUGCAAGCAUUCGGAUAAAAUGCGAUAUUUGGCAUUGUAUAAAACAUUUUUAUUGCAACGGUUGAAACUUACUGAAUACACAUUAUGGUGUCACAGUGUAAAAUACGGUAGCAUAAGAGAAAAAGAAAGAGCGUCUCGCCUGACUCUUCCUCACUGACGAUGAUUUCAGGUAGCUAGGCUCCGUGCGACGACUCCAGCGUCGCUUCACGACCGUGCAACUCAUUGGCGACGAGUCUGCCUCGAUGUAGUCGACAAAAACGUCCAGGACAAUCGCGACUGUGCCCAGAUUGUGUCUGUGUGAUGACCUCGUGACUGUGUUCGUCAGGACCGUCGCCUUGCGGCCAUGAACACUUUGGAUGCCUGCAACCGAGCAACAAGAAUUGGACGGGUACACUUCUGUUCCGAGGUACCUUGCAGCCAUGCUGUCGUGCUUGGCUUCAAUGACUGUUCAUCUCUCGUGUUGAGCUCGCGGAAAAUGUGACGAUUCGACGGCGGUGCCUGAUGAUUUGACCAAGGCAUAGGGGAUUUCGUGCUGUACCUUACUGAGAUGUUCUGGAGGUUUCCCGGCAAGACGGAGGUACAGUUCGCUGGGCUGUGAUCGGUUUAGGAAUUGUUUAGCUGUUACUUAUCAGUUAGUUUUGUCACAAGAAAGUUUUCAGACUGCUGUGGACUGAAUUAUAUUGCAUUUCGACAAGCCCAACUUUUUCUUUCACUGUCAGUGUAAGAGAGUCGAGGGUUGCAGCUUGAGCAUUUCGAGUUUUGAAGGAGCAAAGUUUUUGAAUCGUGGGAGUGAAACGCACAGGUAUCAACUGUGAACUGAUUGCGGUGAAUUGUGUCUGCUAUUGCAACGUUCUUUUUUUUUUUUCCUCACGCCUUGUUUCCAAUGCACUGUGGCAGAGAAUCCGACACGAUUCACUUGCUCAUCGGGAGCACUGCUUUUUUUAACCUGUGCAGCACCUAAUCUUUGGCCACAAAAAUAGCACAGCACUAUUUUUCACUUGUUUUUAUGGAACUUUGAUCCUGGGAAACAUAUCCCAAGGCAUACAAUGAUUCUCAAUUUUUGAAAAAUAAAAUGGUUGUCCUUAGUCAAGUUGUUUGAGCUGUAAGGGAGGCAUUUGCUCGCGUUCGUCAAAAUGCAGCCUUGUUCAGUCAUCAAAUCAGUGCCAUGUAAUUUGUUUUAGCCAUUUCCUCACUGCAGCGGCUUGAUUUUGAAUUUCUGUGCUGGUCACGAUAUUAAGGGCUCGUUUUUAGGCUUGUUCAUUCAGCAGUCGUCAAUGUUUUGGUGCGUUCGCAAGUGUUCGUGCUUCUUCUCAAGACCAAACAGCGGAGGGCACCAGUGGUGCCCCAGCUGAUGUAAUAUGUAGCUGCUAUCAUUCGGGUGGCGAUGUUCGUGGACACCCUGAUGCAGGUCCACCGUACAAGCAGCUGGAGCUGACCUAUUUGAAAGUGCUGGUGCAUCUCGGAGGUGGUUGCACAUUCGAUAAGAUGAUGAUAGUUCGCACAAGGACCAGUAGACAGGCAGAUCUAAGGACACUACGCAUUACCUGUCAGUAGUCUGUGCAAGGGAGCCUAGCCUAAGUGUACGUGCAGCGCCUCGAAAUGACCACUUCACGGCGCUUUAGUAUGUGUAGGGCCUCUAGCAUUAACACCGAUUAGUUUAGCUGGAUUCUUCGCUCUUAUAAAUGAUGGCGCCGUAGCAUGCACUUUGCUGGUCAGGAGGAGAUAUCGAUUGGCCUGUGCAAAGUAGGUGUAGUCUGUGGCCGAAGGGUUGUUGUAUCUUUUUCCGAGUUUGCACCUCGUGAGCAGCUUUCUGUGUCCAAAAAAUUGAAUAAUAAAGUUAGGCUUACUGCUGCACGUGCUGUUGCUCAUGGUUCAACACUGCUAGAAAUGAAUGAGAUGUAGUAAAGCAGUGCAAAAAGUUAUUUGGUGCAUGUGCAUGAUAGCAGUGCACAGUUUUCCGUGGUAAAAAGAGGAAGAGAAAGAGGGGAAACGCAGAAGGACAUACUGCAUGCAAUUCUUCGCCAAUCUUCUACAGUGAUUGUGAGCCAUGGUGUCUAGGUGCACUAGCACAAGGCCGCCCUCCUGCACUACGUCAUUCUGCAUGCCUCUUUCUUGCAAUUUUUUAAGCGUACAACUCGGCGCUACGCAAUCAUAAAAUCGCAAUUAAUGCAUAGGAAUAAGAGAUAUUCGAGGAGGGUUUUCAAGGAGGUCCACAUGUGAGGUAGUACUUUUACUGUGCACUUAACUGAUAAGCUGUCGAGAGUCUAUGCUUUGUAACCAGAUUUGUGUACCUGGGCAACUGGGAGGUACGGUUCAAAUUUCUUUCAGCUGCAACUCGUACCAUAAGCAACGAGAGUGUGGCAUGAGAUGCACAGCACCGUUUUCUAGGGCGCAUUCUGCCGUCUAUUUGUUUAUAGCACCGGUGAAUUAGGGAAUGCGAUAAUUUUGACAAUAAUGUGAGACUCUUAGCAAGACUGUUGUUGCCACAGGUGUAGCGAAUGGCUGUUCUUGUUAUCAGCUCCAGCACCCUACUAUGAGCAAAAUUUUUGGGUGUACUCACGAGUGAUUUAUGCCCAGCGUGUUCUUGCAAGCUUGCUGUGAAAGCGGUCCCGUAAACGAAAUGUACCGCCAUGUCCCGUUGAUCUUGGAUAGUGCAAGGUUCAUUACGUUUGGCUAGAGUAAAAGCCCUGAGGCUGCAAAGUGGCCGGCAUGUUUGGCGAAUCACUUGCGAGCUGUGGCUAGAAAAGUUGGCACAAUUUCGAGAGUUUUAUCUAGGGUAGAAUUCUGGCACUCCUCACAACUGCAGCCCCUUAACGGUGUAUUUUUGCCACGCAAGAAUCUCAAAUGCAUGCACUUGGUUCCAUGUUGCAUAGCUGGUACUUGUGUUGGGAACCUAUGUGCGUGGUACCCACGUGCACCCCAAGUACGUAGGUGUUGGGUGUGAUGAUACCCGUGGAACUCCUUGCUGUGAAGUGCUGAGCAUGCAGCUUCAACUGAACGCAUGGAAGAUUCAUGACAAUAAGAGUUUUGUGGCAAAGUUGCACCUAAGGGGGAGUACUCGAGAGUGUAGAUGCACUUUCAACAAGUCUCACAGUCGCAUCGUAGCUUACAGAUAUUAAGAAGGCGAACUACGCUUCAGUGCAUUAUGCUUGCGAAAAGAAUUGCAUUCACAUGAGUAAAAUGAAGGAAUGAAAUGUCGAUUGAAGCCAUUGAUUUCCUUUUGCACUUGCACUCAGCAGUGCCCGUUGGCUCCUCAUGAUUUGACUGCCGCCGUAUGUCUUGUUGGUAUUCCAACAAAAGUUUGUUAAUUAUGUUUCAGUGCUAUUGUAUUUGCUGUAAAUAGAAAUGCUUCCUUUCUUUUAUUUUGACUGUAUGUCUUAUCAACAUGUUACUUUCAUACAGAGAGUGCAUAAAAUUCCUCAAAUUGUG